CGUGAUUGUGUGUCGGAGGAGAAUCCAUAGGCCGAAUGCUCUAGAUGGACGAAGCAUCCGACAAAGAUGGAACCAAAAUGAGUCAGAGAAAAAUGACGGGCUUACGAAGCAAUGAGGCUGCUAAUGAAUGAGGCGACCCCCGAAACUCUGAGAGAACUGCGUCAUAACGAUCCUGGCGGCGCCGUGCGCAGCGUGGAUCAUCGUGACGGCGAAGCGUUCAACAUCAUACGGACGAAGAUCCGAGAAGCUCACCAAUCGUCGACUUGGUCGAAUAACUGCUAUCAAUCCGCACGAGAGCCUUCCGGCACUUUCUCCGCUCUAUAUAAGGGCUCUUACAAAGUACAACUUGAAACCUUUUACUUCUUGCCUCCGCCCUUCAAGGCUGCCCCGCCCGCCCUUCCCAUGCAGAAGCUUACUACAGAAUCCAAACCUUUGAAGCGCGGUAAAGCUUGUCUCACUUGCAGGUUUUUAAAGAUCAAAUGUGACGGCACAAAGCCGGUCUGUGGCCCCUGCCUCCGACAUCCGAAGGACGACCCUUGCGAGUACGCUGACAGUCCUCGACGAUCCAGGACAAAGGUCCUAGAAGAUCAGGUGGCGCGACUCGAGGCUAGGCUGAAAGAUUUGGAGCAGCCGGACCAGUCUCCAUCUGUCACCCUCCACGACCCGUACUCCAAUGAUCCCUACCAGAACGUGCAGGUCCAAAGCCUCGCCGGUUACGCCCCAUCUACCUCCGACACCUUUGCCCAAAGUCCUUCCUCUCCAUAUUCGGCGUCGACUUCUUUGUCAAUAACAUCUACGCCGCCCCCAGGUUCGGCUUCACCAAUUUCAUCUCGGACGGACGCGCCACCCUUCAACGUUCAAGAACCAUCAACGCCAGUCAUACGGGACCUUCUUGAUCUCUUCUUUUCUUAUUCCGCCUACCUAGGCUUCUUCCUCGACGUCACACGAUUUUACAAUUCGGCCGUUUUGCCUCUGCCGCUCGGUCACCAGUCACGGCCCAGUUCAUCAGUCCUCUCCGCUGUUUACCUUUGGGGAUCUCAUUUGUCUUCCCAACGAGACCAGAAAGGAAAGGAACAGUCCGUAUGGGCCCAUCAACACCAGUACCUUGCCAGCGCUCUCAAGCACGUAUCAACAGGUCUUACAAACACCCACCCGGACAGAUUCCUACACACGAUUCAAGCAGAAGUCCUUCUCGCAUACUACUUCUUACGAAUAGGCAACUUCCUCGAGGCGCGACGUCAUACCGGAGAUGCAGUGUCUCUCGCAGUUGGCUGUGGGUUACACAGACUACGCUCUGAGGCAGCUUGGCGGCCUCCGGCCAUUUCUGUUGCUUCGUUCAUACGUAAUGGAGUAACGACAAGCACCACCACGACGCUUCCUCCUCCGCGCGACAGCAUCGAGGAGGGUGAACGGAUCGACGCGUUUUGGAAUGUCUUGAUUUUGGCCAAGACUUUGGCGAUAGCGCUCGACUGUCCCACGGACGUCUGUGGGACCCUCGAAGCCCCUGGGUUUCAAAUCGAUACUCCGUGGCCUCUAGACCAAAAGAGCUACCAAGCGGGCAUAUUACCGCAUCCCACGACGUGCACCGUGCACACCUUCUUGCACCCAACGCCUAAUACCGAUACGCCGGGCUCCCUUCUAACGCUCACCGCUCAAGCAUCCAUUUUGCUACAACAAGUGACAUACUUUGCGGGCCAGUCUAAUUUGGGUGAGAGUCACGAGUAA
Messenger RNA from Guyanagaster necrorhizus, 1725 nucleotides. RefSeq lists its product as uncharacterized. The coding region runs from base 112 to 1725 and encodes 537 amino acids. Lineage: Eukaryota; Fungi; Basidiomycota; Agaricomycetes; Agaricales; Physalacriaceae. Gene Ontology annotation, biological process: DNA-templated transcription; regulation of DNA-templated transcription. The record is from RefSeq and is a predicted model, not a curated record. Gene Ontology annotation, molecular function: DNA-binding transcription factor activity, RNA polymerase II-specific; zinc ion binding; DNA binding. Gene Ontology annotation, cellular component: nucleus. The transcript is spliced from 9 exons.